ACAAGCCAACAGCCCAAGAGCGGCGGCGGAUGCGUUCAUGCGGUCCUCCACAGAUGCUUGGAGUGGAGGCACCUCCAUGGAGCCAUCCCAAACCAAGCUAUCUCCUGCCAAGGAUUCGUCCCAGUCCACCAGGGAGACACUGCAGGAUGGAAACACCAAGGGUACGGUUUCCUGCCUCUCACUCUCGUCCAAUUCACCCACCAAUUAACAUUGUGCCCAACGCAUGGCAAAACACGAACAUGGCUUACACAGACCAAGGAAACAAUGUCGUUACGAGACAGAAUCGACAUCCUAGUAACCCUGUGGGGCCGUUUCCAGGAGUAGCACCAUGGCCAAGGCCUUUUCUUCCCAACAAUUGGCCAACUCCCCCACCGAUGGGCAUUUCUGCAGUACAGAAUCCAAGUGCUGUUAAUCCUAUGGGGCCUAUGCCAGGAGUAGCACCCUUUCCACUGCCCUCUUCUUCCAACACCUGGCAAACUCCGUUAACGAUGAACGUUGGACCAAACACAUGGGAAAAAAACAACGUGCCUGACAUGGAACAUGGAUUUUGGAUACCUGCGGAACAGAAUCCGUUUCCUCAUAACUACAUUGGAUCUGGCCCGAUGCAAGUUCAACAGUUAUCACCAUACCCAACAGUACCUUACGUAGCGGAGCAGUCUCAUGCAUAUGGUACUAGUCCAUCAGAAACUGUGAAUCCUUGAUCACCAUGCAAAGUGCU
Pocillopora damicornis (cauliflower coral) is the source of this 718-nucleotide messenger RNA. RefSeq lists its product as uncharacterized. NCBI's taxonomy places the organism in Eukaryota, Metazoa, Cnidaria, Anthozoa, Scleractinia, Pocilloporidae. The record is from RefSeq and is a predicted model, not a curated record.